AUGGGGAUCGGGGGAGACGUGUUAGAGUCACGUCUCCUACUAAGGGGUCGACGACGUCGGAACCGUCACGAGGAUCGUGUCUACUGUUCAUCCCCCAAAAUACCUUCACUACCUAGCCAAAGAUAUGGUGAUAUGGUGCCCUCAACAAUAAUGGGAAAGGUGGUGGGAGGAAUCUGCUCCCUCUCGGGGGUUCUCGUCAUUGCACUUCCUGUUCCAGUCAUUGUCUCAAAUUUUAAUCGUAUCUACCAGCAGAACCAGCGUUCGGAUAAGAGGAAGACUCAAAAGAAGGCACGCCUAGCAAGAGUAAAUCAGGCCAAAUCGGUGGCUCGUCACUCUUACCUGCACUCACCAUGCCAGUCUACCGAUUCCGUGAACGCGGUCACAGCGCUGUCUGGCAAUCCUCUUGUCAUUCGAUUUAUGAAGAGCCUCGCCAGCCUGCCCCUACCUUCACCUACAGAAGUGAGCGAAAAGGAGCCAUGUCAUACGAAAUUGGAGGAGGAUUCGUUGUCGACAACGUCGCCAUCAACAAUCGCGACGCCCCCACCGACGAUGAUCAACUAUCACCGAGCCGUCACUGCGGCUGUCAACUAUAUUCGACACAUUUCGACUGAUGAGGAGACUCAAAUGCUUCUUGUACACCUUCUAUUCUGUCUCGAGCAGGCUGUGAACCACACCUACACGCCCUGCAUAGAGAGAACCGUUCCACGAACUCACGACGUGAAGGAAGUAUUCCACAAAAUUCACCCCGUCUUCACCAACGACACCCUCCACCGAUAUCGCAAGUCAGUGUUGCCGAAUCGUAAACACUGCUCCAGUAGCCUCUCCGACGGUGGUGAAACCUCGAGUCGUGGAGACCGGAGGCGAAGGAGGAGGAAAAGGCUCUGUUUUUGCUGUCCCCUGAGGUCGCAGUACAUAGAAAGUCCCCAUGCAUCAUUGGAUGAAGCUAAACGGAGGCCUAACAAGGAUGAAACGGCGAGUUCUCAGAGCUACGAGAACGCAACCAAGGCAACAAAUGGAGAUGAUGAUGAAGAGAUGGAGAAGGAUAACAAAACUACCCUUUCGUAA
Molecule: messenger RNA, 1065 nt
Organism: Echinococcus granulosus
Lineage: Eukaryota; Metazoa; Platyhelminthes; Cestoda; Cyclophyllidea; Taeniidae
Product: Potassium voltage-gated channel subfamily D member 3
Exons: 5
Coding region: 1-1065 (354 amino acids)
Biological process (GO): potassium ion transmembrane transport
Cellular component (GO): voltage-gated potassium channel complex
Molecular function (GO): A-type (transient outward) potassium channel activity
Source: RefSeq, a predicted model, not a curated record